This is a messenger RNA of Coffea arabica (coffee), 2798 nucleotides long. Its product is annotated as acyl carrier protein 3, mitochondrial-like. Gene Ontology annotation, cellular component: mitochondrion. Gene Ontology annotation, molecular function: acyl carrier activity; acyl binding. The record is from RefSeq and is a predicted model, not a curated record. NCBI's taxonomy places the organism in Eukaryota, Viridiplantae, Streptophyta, Magnoliopsida, Gentianales, Rubiaceae. Gene Ontology annotation, biological process: fatty acid biosynthetic process.
CCUAUAUACAUUUUUUUUUUCCAGAUGGUUUCUGUUGCCCUUCCACCAUUUUUGAUUUCCAGUCUUGCUAUUUACGCGUUGCACUGGCACUUCCCUUCUCCUCUUUUUGCUUUCGCCCUCUGAAAUUGGCUUCAGAAUUGCUGCUCCUUCGUUUUCCUUAUCUAUUUGAUUACUCUCUAUAAACAAUUGCAAACAAUUUGCAUUCACUUGUUUGGAAAGGCUUGAAAUCUUCUACCACCAGUCUAUCAGUAUAGUAGGAGUCUAAUGUGGACAUCAUGGUUUUCAAGAUUUGAGUUUUCAUUUCCCUCUACAUGUUCACUUUUCCGUCUUCCUAAAUAGGACCCCAGUUGAGACCUUAUACUCUUGAUGAUGUUCGAGGAAAUUCCUUAUCCAAAUUGUUUUAGGAUCUGCACGUUGUCUCUGUUUCUUGGUUGUGCUUGUUGGAUAUCUGUCUAUUGGAAAUGUUAUGGCGCAAAUUUCUUGAUUUUUUUUAUCGUAGCCUUGAUGUUUUGAAAGCUAUUCGCCUCGGUUGAUUUUUGUUCACAUGUUUCCUGUGUCACUCAGUAAGAGCAGAUUAACAUGCGAUGAUGCAGGGAUAUUUAAUUGUAAUUGCAGGCUACUGAAAUCCUUUGUCUAAGAAAUCCAAAAAGGGUUCUUUUCUGGCAUUUGGCUGGGAAAAUUAUUUGUCUUCUUUCAGUUAGAUGCUUGAUAUUCGCAAACUACUAGUACGAGUAGUUUAGUCUUCAAUCAUUUUGUGAAAGGGCCAACAGUAGUUUGCAUCUUUUUUCUUUUAUAAGAAAACCUUGCAUCUCAUUAUACGUUACCUACUCCCUCAACUAAAUUAGGUUGUGGGAUCUGUGCUGGGCUAACUGAAGAAUAGAAAGAAGUGGUCUUGCAGGAUGAUGGAGUGCCCUUUGCCUGGUCAAGGGAAUGAACAAAAGUAUGAAGUCAAAUCCUGCACUUUGUGUUCAAAGGAAACUGAUAAGGGAAGAGUUGAUAUACUAUUCUUCAAAGAAUAUAGAUUUGUCUUCUCAGAACCAUGGGAGAGAUACUUUCAGUAAUCGCAUAAUUUUUAAAUACUAAUAUCAUGCUGCCAUUCAUAAGAUCUUGUGAUGAUAAAGUCACAGCACAACCCAUCAAUUACACCAUUUUCCUCUUUGACCCAAGGACAUGGCAAUUGUUUUUGGAGGUCAUUUGUACAAGUACUUGUACUAUGAAAAGCAUCUAGGUCAGCUGUCCAAAUGGAAAACUGCUAAAGAAAUGGCUGCUGUUGUACGGUCCCUGCUUACCCAAUAACAGCUGAAGCAAAUCUUCGUGACUCAUGAAAAAAUGUUGGAUGCUUAGUGGUUUACUUCCUUUGCCUUUUCAUGCAUGGUCUGAGAUUGAGAAAUUUGGUGAUUUAAUAUUGAUAUCUACUGUAUCCUAAACGGUCUGCUUUGACAUCUAUGAUGAUAGGCUGAAAAGUAUCUCAACCUACGAUCGGUUCUCUCAUCUGAUUCUGACUUGGUGUGAAGAAUGAGGCGCAUGUCGGGGAAAAAACAAAAAACCAAUUGUGUAUGGGAGGAGUGGGGGGAUAAUAGUCUUGUCAUCACUUUGAGAUUGCAGCAUCCCUUAACUAACAGUUGAAGUGUGUUAAGUGACAGAAAAUAAACAUUAAGGGUAACUGACAUUACUGGUAUAUUUUAUGGGUAUAUGUGAUGAAUCCAUAAGAUUAGUUUUUGUGUGAACUACUUGUGUUACUUAUCGUGUUAAUGGUAAUCCUUUUUGUUAUCUUUUUCUUCGGAGAAAGAAUCAGUUUUGUUUUAGGGCAAACUUACUAUGGGAGAAACACCAUCAGACAAAAAAGGGUGCUCUACUUCUACUAUAGUAAAGAUUAUCGUGGAGUCCAUGAUAAUUACUGCUAUGCUACUUACUACUAUAGUUGCUCAAAUAUGCAGAGCCUGAGAGCUUCCAUUUUGAGUUAUGUGAGGAUCAGAGUUUCUAUCAGGGAGCAGUUUUUCGCUCGAGAUGUGAAUGCACUAAGCAGACUCAGCAUGCAACUGCAUGCAUGCAGCACCUCUUCCAGUUCCAGCAAUGACCAAAUAAUGGAACGAGUGGUUUCACUGGUUAAGAAGUUUUCCAGUGUUGAUGCUACAAAGUGGAGUUUUAGAGCGAAGCCAUGCAUGGCAUGCACAGUGAACAGAUUUUGGCCAAGGCAUGCAAAAUGGAAGAGAAGGGAUGAUGGUGCGGGUCAAUUUAUAAGACGUUAGGGUCUGACUAGUCACCACUUGUGGAUGGCUAGGGAAAAGAACCAUCCCUGUUACGAAUUGCCUGGAAUACUGGGGUUCCUUACCAAUUGAAUCAGUAUUGGAAUUUAAUUUGAACAGUUUGCAAUGACGGAAUUGUCUAACUAGAUAAGAUUUCACUGCCUGCUGAGACAUCUGUCUCUAAGAUGAAAUGCUACCGAUCUGCUCUUAGCUCUAUUUGUUGUUUGCUUUUUCAAAUCCAUUAGCUGUAUAUGAUUAUUUAGGCAAAAUAUCGCUUGUUUGGGCCAUAGGUGUCAAGUUUAGAUCAAAAUUAAUUAAGCUUUGGGAUUUCUGGAAGAGACACUCUUAGUGUUAGAUUCGGUAUGCAGUUGCGCACAUAGUGAAAGCCACCUGCAGGGGGUUAAAUUAUUUGGAAAACCUAGAGUGUAACUUCUUUUUUUCCUUGCCUUCUGUCAGUAAUCUUAAGCAUUCCUAUUUCAAAUACAGCACCGCUGUUGAAUUAGUGAAAUGGUUAGUUGCAAGGAUUUUAAACUGAUGUGUUCUUCCAUUAAU